Sipha flava (yellow sugarcane aphid) is the source of this 4961-nucleotide messenger RNA. RefSeq lists its product as uncharacterized. Gene Ontology annotation, cellular component: plasma membrane. Gene Ontology annotation, molecular function: mechanosensitive monoatomic ion channel activity. NCBI's taxonomy places the organism in Eukaryota, Metazoa, Arthropoda, Insecta, Hemiptera, Aphididae. The record is from RefSeq and is a predicted model, not a curated record. The transcript is spliced from 14 exons. The coding region runs from base 124 to 4554 and encodes 1476 amino acids.
GGUGACGUCGUCGCCGCCAUUGCCGCUGUGAUCGAAAAUCGCGUUCCGUGCGCGCUUGUGGCAAGACCCGUGUUCGGCCGUCACCCCGGGCGGCAAUACGACGACGGCGACGGUGCCGAGGACAUGGUGGACCGCGGACCGCAGGACUCAGAAAAAAGGAUGCGUAGGCGCAGCAGGACGGUCAGCUGGGACCACUCGGUCAGAUCCAUUGGAGGAGGCGGUGCGCCGACCCCGUCUUGGGCCCGUGCGACCGACGACAAAGCAGUGACGCUACAGGGGCCGACGUCGCCCGGUAUACGUGAAUCAUCGAUAACAGAGCGGCCGUUGGACAACAUGAGCAUCAGCAGAGGGCAUUCGGUCGAAAAAGUCCGUUUUUCGGCCAGCAGAGCGCAUUCGGACGAAAAUGAUGAGGAUUAUUCGGCGAGUGUAAAUGCGAUACUUCAUAAACGACUUAGUGUAAGGAAAGGCAAACACCAAAAACAAAGGAGAUCAUCGUCUCCCGUAUCUUCAAUGGUACCAGAUGAUGUCAGUUUAUUAUCAGACCGUAGAAGAUCAUCAGCAUUUACAACCAGUUCUGGAGACACGGCAAUCAAUAUUGAGGACACGGGCAUUUCUCAAGAGCAAAUUUUCGAAAACAUCCGUCUGCACAAAGAGGUAUUGGGCAGUGUCCGUCAACAGCCAUGGUCCAUUCGGAGAAAGAUGAAACUGGUUCAGCAAGCCAAAGAGUACGUGAAGAAACAUGAGGGUCAGCUGCAAGAGCGGUUAGCCAUGAGCAAGAGCACAAGGGAUAUUUUAGCAAGGUUCAACAUACUCGUGGUGAAGCAAUGGCAGCACAGCAAACGAGAGAUGGCCAAUUUCAUAAGUCAAAUAAUCCCUUGGGAGUUGACCAUCAAAGAAAUCGAAUCACAAUUCGGCACGGUGGUUGCGUCGUACUUCACGUUCCUCCGCUGGUUGUUCUGGGUGAACUUUGUCAUAUCCGUACUGUUGGCGGCUUUCGUCGUCAUACCCGAGGUUUUGACCACUAAGAAGGCGGACACGGGCGAGCGCAAGACGUUGCUGCCCGAAGAGGAGGCCACUUCGAUGGAGCUGAUGACUUUGUUGAACUUUGAAGGAGUGCUGCAGCAUUCGCCCAUAUUCUACGGUUACUACUCAAACCGCCAAAGCUCGGACACCGGAUACCGUUUACCUACGGCUUAUUUUAUCACCGGGCUCGUGGUGUACAUUUACAGUUUUGUAGCCACACUCAGGAAAAUGGCUGCAAACUCCCGUCUGAGCAAGUUGUCCGAGAAAGACGACGAGUGCAUUUUCACGUGGAAACUAUUCACCGGAUGGGAUUACAUGAUCGGAAACGAGGAGACGGCACACAAUCGGAUUUCUUCGAUUAUACUAGGUUUUAAAGAGGCAUUGUUGGAGGAAGCCGAGAGGAUGAAAGAUAAACAAAAUUGGAAAAUAGUGACUCUAAGGGUGUUCGCUAAUCUAAACAUGGUAUGGAUGUUGGGUAGUUCGGUGUGGGCGGUUAUUUUCGUAGUGGGCAGAUCCACUGAUUCGGAAGCUGAAUCAACAAUGUGGAGAAAAUACGAAAUCACAGUCGUUAUGACGCUCAUUGGGACGUUUUUUCCAAUUGCCUUCGAAGUGUUGGGCGUAUUAGAAAGUUACCAUCCGAGAACAACACUUCGGGUACAACUUGCCAGGAUUAUGGCGCUGAACUUGUUAAAUCUAUAUACACUGACGUUCGCGUUAUUUGUGAAAAUCAACGAAAUGACGAAGGAGCUGCUGUUGUUGAAGCCAACAUUAUUGAAUGUGACCGUGCCGACUGUUAUACCGAAAUUAAUGAGUACCACGUCGAUAAUGAUGACCAUGGCUCUACUCAACUCCACUAUGUCAACGACGCCGAUGGCUGCCUCUACCACCACUACGGGAUUUUUGCCGACCACCGAUUCGACUUAUUUGCAGCCAAAUUGCUAUCGGAAAAUUGUUGAAUGUCCAUUUCUUCUGAACCAAUCGUUAGGUGGUCCGACAGCGGUCACGACUUCGACCUCGACAAAUGUUAUGCCAGCCAACGUAACGCAACCGGUCGGAAAUACGUCGGUCAUGGCCGACGGAAUUGCGACGGAUAGACCAAUAACGACAACAACUACGAUGACGAUGACGACGACGAUAACGACGAGGGCGGCGGGUUUCGUUUCUGGCGUCGGAGCAGAAACAGAACUCGACAACGAAGGUGGUACAAUUUCUGUUACCACGGGCAACGUCAAUUGGACUAUGAGCUCCAAUCCAAAGGACGAGACCAGCACUGAGAUGGAAUACGAUAAUGAUAUCAACGAUUUACAGAUAACCGCCCAUAUCGUGUACGACACCUCGUCCGAAGAUGUCGCGACCAAAUCGAACUCCCAAAUCACGUCCGACGUGUCAACCGCGGAAUUGACCGACGGCGCAGAGCCCGACUCGACAAGUGCGACGAUCGAGUCGGUCGGCACCAAGCUCACUUGGAGCUCGUUUGCCGCCGAAUCGGUACCGGACGCGUUCACCGAACCCAUUAUACCAAUAUUCGACCCGGAGUCCGUAAUGAUGGUCGAUGGUGAAUCGAUGAUCCCGGUGUUGGACAUCACCGAAUCGACGAUCCCCGAUACGACGACCGAUCGAUCGAUCUCCGACACGACGACCGAUCAAUCGAUCUCCGACACGACGACCGAUCAAUCGAUCUCCGACACGACAACCGGUCAAUCGAUCUCCGACACGACGACCGAUCAAUCGAUCCCCGAUACGACGACCAGUCGAUCGAUAAUCGUCAGCGAGACGAUCGCGACUGACCAGCCGUCGGGCGACAGCACUCCAACGGUGCGGAAGAGAGUGAAGCGAACCCCGGAAGACGUGAUAUUCACAGGAAAGCAUUGCUAUCAGAUCGUUUGUUCGCCACGGCCGACGGCGGUGUCGAACGUAACCGAGGUGCCCAAGAGUUAUCAAGGGUUCAGCGAGACACCGAACGAGGAGCACAUGACGACGACGGAACAUGAAGAUGCGCCUAAUGAAGACUUAUCACUUCAUGCUACUUGUUUAGAUCUUCAGACUAGACGACGGCUGCGGAAGUUGUGUUGGGAGACAAUGUUCGGGCAAGAGUUGGUAAAACUUACAGUCAUGGACUUGGUGUCGACGAUCAUCUCGACGAUAUUUGUGGACUUCGCGCGGGCCGUGUUCGUGCGGUACAUGAACCGGUGCUGGUGCUGGAACCUGGAGAAACGGUUUCCACAGUACGGUGACUUCAAGAUCGCCGAGAACAUAUUGCACCUGGUCAACAACCAGGGCAUGGUGUGGAUGGGCAUGUUCUUCUCGCCCGGGCUGCCUAUCAUCAACGUGGUGAAGUUGAUGAUCAUGAUGUACGUGCGAUCGUGGGCGGUGCUCACGUGCAACGUGCCGCACGAUAUCGUGUUCCGCGCUAGCCGCAGCAACAACUUCUACCUGGGACUGUUGCUGACCAUGCUGUUCCUGUGCGUGUUGCCCGUCGGCUACGCGAUCGUGUGGAUCGAACCGUCGUGGCACUGCGGCCCGUUCUCGCAGUACAAGAAGAUCUAUCACAUAUUUACCAACUCGAUCAAGAAGACCGUGCCCAACCCGACGGUGCACCGGGUGCUCGACUACAUAGCGUCGCCUGCCAUCGUCAUACCGUUACUAUUGCUACUCAUACUCAUCAUCUACUACUUGGCGUCGCUCACGUCGUCGCUCCGCGAAGCCAACAACGACCUGAAAACGCAGCUGAGACGGGAAAGAACCGAAGAACGGCGAAAAAUGUUCCAGUUGGUCAACAGCAAGAAGCACGGCGAAGACGACGGUGAUUACACGUGCAUGGACACGACGUUAGCCAAGUGGAGACAAAUAAUGCCGGACGGAAAAGCGGCCACAGAUCGUCCGAACUUUAUGUUCGAGUUGGCUGAGAAGAAGCUCACGGAAAACGACGUUCUGGACAAAGUACGCGAGAAACUCGUUCACAUGGAAGCGGACGAUCAGCAGCCGGUGAAGAGUGAUUCCACCGGUCAAGGACUCCAGCAGCAGCAACAACAGCAGCAACAGCAGCAGCAACAUCUUCAUCAUCACCACCAUCACCAUCAUCAACAGCACUUGCAUCACCACCAUCAUCUCCGACGACCGUCGAGGAACGAAGAGCCGAAGGACACCGCAGCGUCGCGCAAAUGGAAAAACUCCAAGUCGGCGUUGUCGCGACGACCGUCUACUGAGUCCGAGUCGUCGGAUCAAUCGGAGGCUGUGCCGGAAAUUCGGGUUAGUAAGUCCAGCGGCGAACCGGCCGUAUUCGCGGGGUCGGAGAUCACGGUCGCAGAAAUCGUGAGGACUGCUCGCGGUCCAGUGUCGAGCGGAGGUGGUGCCGGUCACAAGUCCACCGAGCCUAUCUGUGGCGGUGGUGACACGGACACCAGCGUUGGAGGUGGUACGGAACAGCCGGUCAAGCAGAGAGCCAGACUGAAGUUGGCCCAGAUAUUGUACAAGGAAGCGAGAAGGCGGAGGCAAAAGUAUGUGGAGGAGCUUCAGAACCAACAUGAAUAACGGAGCCUUCUCUACCGGGCGGAAAACGAUUGUUGACGGCGUGUGUAAAAAAAAAAAAAAUUAAUGAAAAUAAUCAAUAAUAAUAAUAAUAAAACACUAAAACUAUACGAUUGCGUGAUCAUUUUGAAAUCUAUUUACGGCAGCUAAUGUUAUCGUUUUCGUGCGUCUCGAUUUUCGAUAAAGUUUGCGGGCACAUCCCGCAAUGGAUAGGUUGAACAAUUUUUGAGACCAGAGGAAAUACUCUUCCACGGACCGUUACAUCUAUCAAUUUAAUAAUAUUGUAAACGAUACAUAAUACCCCCAGGUUGAUUACGAAGAUUUGUUGAUUGUCAUGUCGCUUUCUAGGUCAUUUGAAGUUAUCAAGUUCUAUAUUUUUUUCCGCUCAAAAUUGGAUUUAUUAUUUAUUU